CGUUGGUCAGCCUUGCGGAAUGAAAGUAGCGUCAUUUCACAUGGCUUCCAUCAGUUUCAGUACCAUUACUUUGCCUCCCUGCACCUGCUAUGAGGAACUUAUGGCACUAACCUUGUGAUGAUACUGUUUACACACCUUUCGCUUGAUGAUCUUGUCAACGGCCAUGUUGACUCUCCUUACCCCACUGGUAGUCUGGUAACAACAGUAUCUGACUCUACUGACCCCAUCCCCCAACUCGAGACGCCUUGCGUACUUUCACCCGCCACACUUUAAGCCAUGCAUCAGUCUUUCACGGGCAGUGCCCGGAAAGCGCGCCAGGUCAACCUCUCCGGAAAGAACAUUUCAAAUCCGUGGGCUGCGCUCUCAAAGCCUGGACCAAGUAAUGCCUCAUCGACUGUUACCCAGGCCCAGGCAGAUCGGGCCAAACGGCAGCAGGAAAGAGACAGAUUGAACGCUACAAGAAGGCUACAGAAAGUAUGGCGAGGUCAUGCAAGCCGACGGCAGCAGAAGGCAUUCUGGAGACAGAGAUGGGAUGAAAACGAAGCGGAGAGAUUAGGAUCUUCUGGACGCCCGGAUUACGAAGCACUUCUUGAGACGGCCGACAACAUCCCACCUUAUCAAGAUCCUGCACAGCUGCUUUUUCAACUCCGUCUACUCCUACGCUAUCAGGAGUUCAGAAGGGACAGUGUCAGGGAAGAGUUGGACACUAUCAGAUUAGUCUAUUUGGGCGAGGCUCUCCGGCACACCGUCUCGGCCUUACCACUUACUGAUCUCGAUUCCAUAUGGCGGCAUGCCAUUUGGAGGCUUGGUGUGGUUGUCGCCCGCCACCUCCAAAGUGUGGUACGACAUGAGGCAACGCCGCUCAGGACCUCGCAGGGGGCCCGCCUGUUACAGAUGAUUACCCUUCUCUGCAAGGUGGUGCCAGAUGAGGUUACGCACAAUCCGGCAAUCCUUUUUGACGCGAUGGAGAGAGUCCUAAGCACGCAAGGAGGUGGUUCGUGGCAAGAACCCACGAUCCAGGCAAUAGUGGCCAUCCUCACGUCCUCUCAAACCCACAAGCAGUCGGCUUACAUCUCCUUUGCCACCAGAAUACUCAGCCGGGACUCAUUUCAAGGCGACAGAGGUGUACUAGAGCAUCUUGCAACAGCACUGAACUUGGACGACUUGUCGAGUGCCGUAGCUUCAGAGGUGGAAAAUCUAAAGGGAGACGCCAAGGAUGGAGUUGACACCACCCAGUUGUUAUGGCAAUUGGCUCAUGUCAUAUACAUGCACGAUUGCCUGCAUAAAGGUUUCGCUGGUCCGACCACAUAUAUCGAAGCCGUAUCAGCACUUCUCGGCCAGUGUGCAAACGAGGUCGCAGCAAGGCUGGAUGUUGCAGAUCAGCCUAUGUAUGGUGACUCCGAAACAGGCGCGGAACCAUUGCCCUCGUUUGUGCGAGAGAUGAUUCUUCGAUUACCGGAACAGGACAACGUUCGCAACGUAUUGAAUGAGAUGGGCGCAGACAAGACCACUAGGACGAACGGGGAGAGAUCGGAAUUCAACUCUGCGAAGCGUCUGGCCAACUUUGCUGUCGCUUUGUUACGGGCGUUCCCUUCUAGAGCGCAGAACAUCCGGAUGUACUUGUAUCAAGGCUCAGUCCGAUCGAUAGGAGACACGGACAUGUCGACCAUCCAGUAUUUCUGGAGCACAGCGCGGACGACUGGUGUCUUCAAAAAGUCCAGUCAGAACUACAAGACCCUGUUAUCUUUGUUGAGAGAAGCAGCACCAGAGAGCAACCAGAUCGGCCAAUCCCCAGUCUCUAGGACAGAAGUCUCACGUUGGAGAGACGAGUGGCGUAUAAUUCUGCUCUUUCUGGAACUUUACACGUUUGUCUUGAAGUUUAUGGACGACGACGACUUUUUCGCCUAUGAAAAGACAAAGUCAUUUGGCUUUACUGGGGACACCACAACCAGCACUGUCUCGCGAAGGGGCGCAUUACCCUUGGAAGAUGUCGGGGUUAUGACGACCUUUUUGAAGAACCUCGCAUUCACUCUUUACUGGAAUGCGGCAGAUCUCGUGGAGAGCAAUGAAGCCGAGGAAGAGGCUAAUUUGUCUGCUCUCUUCGGCAGCUCAGGUCAACCAUCGACGAGGCCAACCGAGAAGAAACAGCAGACAUUGACAGGUAAUGGCGUUUCUCAAGGCUACUUGAAAGGUCUAGUUACCGGGCUUCUACGAAUGCUUCACGAAAGAGACUCGAGACGGUUAUUCGUACCCGCCAAUCACUGGCUCAUGAGCGAUCAGAUCAACAUGUCUGGCUUCAUACCCGCAGUUGCUGCGGAGGAAGAGAAAAGACAUGAACUUGGCGGUGGUCAGGACGCAGAGGAAGAGGAUGAAGACGCUGACAAAACUACUGAACUGGAUAUAGGGGCACUUCCCGGCCCGUCUGAUGCUCUGUUGAGCUCCAUGUUCGGCAUCCGCCAGCCGCAUAUGCCCCGAUCUAGGGCGUCACGGCAAGUUGAACACAUCGAGCGACAACGCCAGCAGGCGAGGAAGAAGAGACAGCUUGAGUCUUUGGCGCCACGCCUUGAGAUCCUGCGCAAUCUGCCAUUCUUCAUCCCUUUCGAAACACGAGUGCAAAUCUUCCGCGAAUUCAUUCGUCUCGACCAGAUGAGGAGACGAGAUGGGGCGAUUGAUCCCGAUCAAUGGAGGAUGUCGGUCGCUACUACCACACAAGGACGUGGACUAGAUGGACGACCACGAGGCCUAGACAUCAUCAGUCGACAUCAUGCCGAGAUCCACCGCGAGAGUGUCUUUGAAGAUGCUUACGGCGCUUUUUACGAGCUUGGUGAAAGUUUAAAAGAACCGAUUCAGAUCACGUUCAUCGAUAAGUUUGGUUCUCCGGAAGCUGGCAUUGAUGGCGGUGGUGUCACCAAGGAAUUCCUCAUGAGUGUCACCAGCGAAGCUUUCGAUCCCGACGCUGAUUUGCAUAUGUUCGUGGAGAACGCCCAGCGCUACCUCUAUCCCAGUCCAUUGAUCUACCAGGAAACGGCGGAGUACCUGAGACGUAAUGGACUCAAGGCCGGAACCGAAGGGUCCGACAAAUCGAUGACCGAACUUCUGCGUCGGUUCCAGUUUCUCGGUCGUGUCGUGGGAAAGUGUUUGUACGAAGGAAUUCUGAUUGACGUCAAUUUCGCAGGUUUCUUCCUGUUGAAAUGGGCUUUGACGGGCGGCACCACAGUCGGAUCGAAUGAGAGUGCGUAUCGUGCGACGAUCAACGAUGUGAGGGAGUACGAUGAAGAGCUGUACCAGGGCUUGCUGAAAUUGAAGAACUAUCCUGGUGAUGUCGAGACAGAUUUUGCGCUCGACUUCACUGUCACAGAUACUUUGACGACUAUGGACCAGUAUGGGAAGGAAGUUACCCGGACUAUCACCACGGAUCUCAUACCGAAUGGCUCGAAGACGCCGGUCACGAACACGAAUCGUCUGCUUUACAUUGACCGCGUCGUCAGGUACAAGUUGCAACAGCAACCGAAGGCCGUCACGGAUGCCUUUUUGAAGGGUCUGGGUCAGAUCGUCCAGCCAAUGUGGCUUGCCAUGUUCAACCAGAAGGAGUUGCAGAAACUGGUCGGUGGUGACAGCACGGAACUUGAUAUCGCUGACUUGCGGCGCAAUACUCAAUAUGGUGGUGUUUAUUCGAUUGGCGAUGACGGUCUCGAACAUCCUACUGUGCAGCUAUUUUGGAAAGCACUUCAGGAGAUGGACGAGGGGGAUCGAAGGAAAGUGCUCAAGUUCGUCACCAGCACGCCGCGCGCGCCAUUGUUGGGGUUUAGCCAUUUGAAUCCGAAGUUCAGUAUUCGCGAUUCGAGCGAUGAUCAGGAACGACUGCCGAGUACGAGCACUUGCGUCAAUUUGCUCAAGUUGCCGCGGUAUGGGGACCUCAGGACUAUGAGGGAGAAAUUGUUGUAUGCUGUCAAUGCUGGGGCGGGCUUCGACUUAUCAUGAGAGACGGCGGAAAGCAAAGUCAUGCACUAUGGUCGGGUAGUUAGAUGUUUCUAGCGUUCAGCCAAACUUUUGUUUCGUGUCAGAUUGAGAUAAGAGACCGAGCCAGUGUUGGUAGCUGCUCGGCGCAGAAUGAAGCUCUUUUUGCCGGUGUGCAGAGUGCGAUACGUAGUACUCAUGUUUGUGAUUCGAGAGCUGUAUCUUGUUCCGCAUUGGGACCAUUGAGGUACUGUAUGCAUGGAUCCUCCAAAGAUAGUGACAACCGAGUAAUCAGUGCUUCCUCAACUUAGGCAUCAUGCUGGUAGACGGGAGAGCACCAGGCUGCAACUGCCGUAGCUUUCGUACAGUGCUAUGGCUGGCUUGUUUAGGUACCGUGCAUUGAGCGGACGCGUAAUCUCGCUGGAGCGCUUGCUUCUUUGCUCUUGAGGCAGUCGUGCCAUGCCCAGGUGGUUCAAGAAAUCUG
Molecule: messenger RNA, 4441 nt
Organism: Exophiala viscosa
Lineage: Eukaryota; Fungi; Ascomycota; Eurotiomycetes; Chaetothyriales; Herpotrichiellaceae
Product: ubiquitin-protein ligase E3 C
Exons: 1
Coding region: 277-3981 (1234 amino acids)
Biological process (GO): protein polyubiquitination; ubiquitin-dependent protein catabolic process
Molecular function (GO): protein binding; ubiquitin protein ligase activity
Source: RefSeq, a predicted model, not a curated record